AUGCCUCCUGCUGUCGGAGCGGCGUUUCUCAAGUCGGAGGUGAAAUUUGCCCAAGAUGAGUCUCCCCAGUUGGAGGAGGUCAAAUGGUGGCGCGAACCUGGACUGCGACGGCUCUACUUCUGGGCAUCCGUCCUUUGUCUCGCAUCUGCGACCACCGGUUACGAUGGAAUGAUGCUCAAUACCUCCCAGAAUAUGGACGCCUGGCAGACCUAUUUCGGAACCCCGACCGGCUCAAAGCUGGGUUUAAUGAAUGCCAUCUACCAAAUCGGCGGUCUCGUCAGUUUUCCAUUCGUCCCGUUCAUGGCUGAUCGAUGGGGUCGCAAGACUCCCAUUAUUAUCGGGUGCCCUCUUAUGAUCCUCGGUGGGUUCCUUGGUGCAUUCUGCAAGAACUACGGAAGUAUGACUGUCCACUUCAAACGACAGGAAAAUUCUAAACUUGUUCCCACUCUAGUGUAUGUGGCCGGUCGCCUCUUCCUUGGAUUUGGCAACAGUCUGGCUCAGAUGGCCUCUCCUGUCCUCCUCACCGAGAUCUGCCACCCUCAACACCGCGGCAAGGUUACCGCCAUCUACAACUGUCUGUGGUAUUUGGGUGCAUUGGUUGUUGCAUGGAUUGCCUGGGGCACAUUGUACAUUCAUAGUGACUGGUCAUGGAGGAGCUUGACUCUUCUCCAGGUUUUCCCGGCCGUGAUCCAGAUCACCCUCAUCUGGUGGGUCCCAGAAUCUCCCCGUUGGCUCGUGUCAAAAGAGCGAUACGCCGAAGCUCUCAGCACCCUCGCCUACUACCACGGAAAUGGCGACGAGAACAACGCGACCGUCCAAUUCGAGUAUCGCGAGAUCAAAGAGACUAUCCGCAUGGAAAUGCAGUACCAGGAGAACGGCAGUUACCUCGACUUCAUGAAAACUCCGGGUAAUCGGUACCGACUGGCGAUUUUGGUUUCAUUGGGCAUCUUCUCGCAGUACAGUGGCAAUGCUUUGUUCAGCAACUACACCAGCUUGAUCUAUAACAGUAUGGGUAUUACCGAGCAAAAUAAGAAAAUUCCGCUUAAUGGCGGACAAACCCUAUUGAGUCUGGUUGUCAGCGUCAGCAGUGCUUUCUUCGUUGAUCGCGUCGGGAGAAGACCUCUUUUCUUGAUAUCAACUGUUGGAAUGGUCCUCAUGUUCUUAGCGUGGACCGUAACUUCCUCGGUAUACGAGAGAACCCAAGAGGUGAAGACCUCGAGCCAUCCCCAGGUCGUAUUUGUCUGGCUUUUCUCCGCCUUUUACGCGAUCGCAUGGUCGGGUCUCCUGGUCGCCUAUUCGCUCGAAAUUCUCCCGUACAGGCUGCGUGCCAAGGGCAUUAUGAUCAUGAACUUGACCGUUCAGGCCUCCCUAGUUCUUGGGAAUUGUACCAACCCUAUUGCAUGGGAAAAGCUUCCUCAUCACUGGAACCUAUCGCUGAUCUACACGAUUUGGAUUUUCAUUGAGCUUCUCUUUGUGUACUACUUUUAUAUGGAAACUAGAGGCCCGACUCUCGAGGAACUGGUCAAGAUCUUUGACGGCGACAGCGCCGUCGUUGCACACGUGGACCCGCACAAAGUGGAAAGGGAAAUCCUUGUCGACGAGAAAAGUCGCAUGGAGAACACGAGGCCUGGCUAG
This is a messenger RNA of Penicillium cinerascens, 1635 nucleotides long. Its product is annotated as putative MFS hexose transporter. The transcript has 9 exons. The coding region runs from base 1 to 1635 and encodes 544 amino acids. Gene Ontology annotation, molecular function: carbohydrate:proton symporter activity. The record is from RefSeq and is a predicted model, not a curated record. Gene Ontology annotation, cellular component: membrane. Gene Ontology annotation, biological process: transmembrane transport; carbohydrate transport. NCBI's taxonomy places the organism in Eukaryota, Fungi, Ascomycota, Eurotiomycetes, Eurotiales, Aspergillaceae.